GAGAUAAUUACAACACCUCUUUGUUUUUUCUUUAUUAUAUAUCGGACUUUGGGUCUGUGAUAUUCGACUUGAAGCCUCCUGACUCGGAGAAAACAGUACGAGAAAGGAAAGAAGGCAUCCUCCUCGGUACAACGGAUCUCGGCAACCACCACUCGCAGUCAUUUACAAGGGGAGCGAGCAUCAGGGAAGAGCAAUUACAUAAAGCAAGCGAUGAAUACGCACGGAACAUCAUCCCACCAUCUGGACACCAGCCUGACUACGGUGUGUGUUUUAGUAGUUCUACUUGCGAUCGCUGGCAACUUCUCACUUCUGCUGACUCUGUACCGCACGCCAAGCCUUCGGACGAAUCCUAACAUUCUCGUGGCGUCUUUAGCGGUCAGUAACCUUGUGGUGGGCGUGGUUGGAAAUGUAAUGAAUAUAUUCUCAACAUCUAAUACGUUUGUUUGGCUGUAUAUACAUUUGGUACCCGCUCUAAAUAUCUUUGCACUGUCGAUGGACAGAUACCUAGUGAUAAUUCAUGGUUUCGCAUACCAGCGACUUGCUAAUAAAGCACGAUACAUAUUGGUCGUACUGUUCAUUUGGGUUUUUUCGGCCAUCACUGGCGUGGCCCUGUCGAUGGUGGAAGAUGGAAAAGCAAACCAUCACAUUCACGCUGUGGUUUCCAUCUUUGCCUUCUUCUUCCCUCUGCUUGUGAUCAGCUUUUGUUACUCAAACAUCACAAGAGCUGCUUACCGUCACAUUAGAAAUAUCGCCGCCCUGGUACCGGCUCCACUGGAAAUCGCACCAUCGAGUGCAGAGCGCCACAUCAAAGUCAGAAAAGAAAUACCAGCAGCAGCAAACGACAGAAAGGCAGAGGCAGUAGACCAGAGAGAGACCCAGAUCCCAGCAGCACUUUGCGCCUCACAGGAAAACACACAAACGGAAGACUCUCACCAAAAGGGCAAAAGCUCCAACGGAGCCAUCCCACACGGCAACGAAAAAACCAACGACCAUCAGGAUGAAACACUAGCGGCAUCUCUCAACUCGGUAAACGAAACACCUAUGAACAGUCGUCAGGACCAAAAAGAAACAAACACCUCCCACGGAAUUACACCUUUGAAUAAGCAUCGCCGCCGUGAAAAUAAAGCUGCUAAAACAUUCGCCCUGGUUUCCGCGGUCUACAUGCUCUCCUACGCUCCAUGUGCGAUAUCUAAUAUAGUGUUUCUUGCACACGGUUAUCGACUGGAUGGAUACUCAAAAAGCUGGCUACACGCUAUCAUGACGCUUGGUUCCGCGCUCGACCCAGUUAUUUAUGCCGCUGGAAUCACCGCCUUCAGAAAAAGGCUAAAGCAGAUGGUCCCUAACUGUUUUAGAUCAACGCCGGAAAGUGCGAUUGAGAUGAAUAAUAAUAACAAGAGUACGACCCAAACAAGAACAUCAGAUCUUAGUCAGUAGGAAAGAACCGGAGAUAAUGCGUUUCGCCUUGCUUCAGAUACACAGAUAAACUUGGUCUCGAGCCCGGCUUGAGAGGACAUGUACAUACUAAAUCUGCUUUUCGUACACAUCCGGACAGGGACGUUUUACUUCUAUAAAUGUUUUUGUCAGAUCUUUGUUAUCUUAUAUCAGGGAUGCGGAAAAAAUGGCUUUAAAAUGAGUCUCGGCUGAUUUUUCUGUUAAUCAUUGUAUUGCUUUUUUCGAUCAUGAUCGGGGCUGGGUUAAAUAAUAAAUAGAAAAAAACCUUUUGUAAAAUAACUGGAUGACAAAAUCUGGGUCGAAUCACUUAAAAUAACCUUUUGUAAAAUGACUAGUUUAGGUAUUGAAAACGAAUCACACAGGCGUGAAACCUAGUAAUCAUCGUCGUCUUUGCUACGAAAUAAAAAUAGAUCUUAUGUUACAUUCUUAGUUUUCCACUAAGCGCAACGUCAGGAUUUUGAGGCUGUAUGAUGGCAAAAUGUUAGAGAAAAGAAUAACCUAUUAAUUAAGCCUCACUUGUUGGUUCGUUUUCACUCCAAAAUACUUGUUAGAGAAUAAAAUAACCAAAUUUGUCCUCA
Molecule: messenger RNA, 2030 nt
Organism: Nematostella vectensis (starlet sea anemone)
Lineage: Eukaryota; Metazoa; Cnidaria; Anthozoa; Actiniaria; Edwardsiidae
Product: dopamine receptor 4
Exons: 2
Coding region: 211-1434 (407 amino acids)
Biological process (GO): G protein-coupled receptor signaling pathway
Cellular component (GO): membrane
Molecular function (GO): G protein-coupled receptor activity
Source: RefSeq, a predicted model, not a curated record